This is a messenger RNA of Gadus morhua (Atlantic cod), 4772 nucleotides long. It is a transcript of the gene pdgfbb, whose product is annotated as platelet-derived growth factor beta polypeptide b. Gene Ontology annotation, biological process: positive regulation of phosphatidylinositol 3-kinase/protein kinase B signal transduction; positive regulation of ERK1 and ERK2 cascade; positive regulation of cell migration. The coding region runs from base 455 to 2041 and encodes 528 amino acids. The transcript has 8 exons. Gene Ontology annotation, molecular function: growth factor activity; platelet-derived growth factor receptor binding. Lineage: Eukaryota; Metazoa; Chordata; Actinopteri; Gadiformes; Gadidae. The record is from RefSeq and is a predicted model, not a curated record. Gene Ontology annotation, cellular component: membrane.
CCCCCCCCCCCCCCCCCGGCAGUUUUUUGGGGUUUUGUGCUCUGGUGGAUUUGUUUACCUAGUGCCCAGUGGUUCAUUUGUUCGAGAGCCAUGUAAUCUCAACUUUUUUUUAUCCAUUUCGCAGAAGGUUAACCCCCUAAUCUGCGAAAGACUCCACUUGUCGCCGGCCUCACGUCUGUGAAGUCUUCAGUCACUGAAAAAAAAACUUGGAUGGCCGCUCGAGUUUAUCUGAUGGACUCUGUUCACGUGCAGACUAUAGCUCGCUGAGGACAAACGCUAUAUUCUUUUGAUAACUGGAGACACGACAGUCAGUGUGGGAGUCGAUCUAAAAGGCGCACGCAGCAGCAGCAGCAGCACAGGGCGAGCCGCUGUCCCCGCGCCCAGUGCUGAGGAGAGAGACUCGCGCCUCCAUAAAUGCCCGGUCCGUCGGAGAGGCUCGAGGCUGGGCAGCGAGAUGAGCUUGUGGGUACGGCUGCUUGCGUUGCUGGUGGCGUGUCUGCGCGUGUCUGGCGCAGCCGGGGUGGACCCUCUACCUGCAGCACUGGUGGACCUGGUUAGAAGCAGCUCCAUCACCUCCAUCGAGGACCUGCAGCUGCUGCUGUUCUCCGACUCCCUGGACCAGGAGGAAGAGGGCUCCCCUGUCCCAGGAGGUCAUAGGUCACCAAGGAGCCUUAACGCCCAGCCGGCCCAGCAGGCUCUGUGCAAGGUCCGCACAGAGGUGGUGGAAGUGACCCGGGACAUGUUAGACCGCAGCAACGCCCACUUCCUGUUAUGGCCGCCGUGCGUGGAGGUGCAGAGGUGUUCUGGCUGCUGCAACGGCAACACCUUGCAGUGUGUCCCCGUGCUCACACACACCAGAUACCUGCAGGUGAUGAAGAUCCAGUACAUCAACCAGAAGCCAACCUACAACAAAGCUGUGGUGUCGGUGGUGGACCACGUGGAGUGCCGGUGCCAGCCGGUGCCACGACCUCCGGCGCCCAAGAAGAAAUCCUCCAGAAGAGGGCCGGUUCCCAACAAGGACCAACACCACAACCAAACCAUAGACCAGCAACAGGGCCUGGGCAAGUCACACUCUAAGGAGGAGCUGCAUCGGCAGGACGAGAUCAAGAAGAACCAGAGGGUCCACCUGGAGAAGCUGCUGGAACAGCACUGGAGCCCCCGAGGUGACACGUUCACCCCGCCGGAGGAGGAGCAGCACUACAGCCCGGCUGGGGCCGGGGCCGGGGCCGGCGGUGGAGCCUCGCACUCUGGGGGGGCUGUUCUGCACACGCCCCACUGGGUGCAUAACGCCAGCAGGUUGCUGGAGACCAACGACAGCACGGGAAUACAAGGGAAAGGUGCGGGGCAAUGGGGUCCGACCUCGUCUCCUUUGGAUGUACCUGGUGCAGGCAUCGAGGGGCCGGGAGGUGCGGUGGAACCGUCCUUAUCGCUCAACAGCACAGAGGAAAGGGCCAGGAUGGAUUUGGGACUACAGAAGAAUGCAGACAGGCAUCGAGAGACUCAGAGGGGAGGUGAACGAUCGACGGAUCCAAAGAGCCACGAGAAAGAUCUCGACACUCCGAACCAGCAAGUUCCCUCCAUUGCGUCCAAUCAGGACGGUGGCGGAAGUAGAUUCCGACCGACAAAGGAGCCCAACCCGGAUCCUCCUGGGAAGGGAAGGCAUGGAGGAAAUGAAACCCCAGAGCAAGAGAGGAAGUUACAAAUGGAGGAGGCACAGCUAGAGGAGGAGAGAAGGGAGCUUCUGCUCCUGCACAAGAGGCUGGACCGGGAGAAGGAGCUCAUACGGCUGCAACAACUGAAACAAGAGGAAGAGAAGGAACAGGAGAAAGAGAGCGGGCAACAGCCUCACCUUCAAUACAAACAGCAUCAUCAUCUGCAAACAACAACGCAAAACAUAGUGACAACAUCUCCAUCCACCACACCGACCCCGGUGACCCCAGACGCUCCCCGGGCCCCUGCCCGGCCCAACCAGCGUAGGAGAAGGUUGAAGAAGAACCGCAAGAAAAUCAGCAAGGCAGCGAUGAGAGCCAUGCUCAUGUAGGACUUCCACUGACCCAAGGUCACAUGGUUCUAUCUUUUGCAUUUCAUUGGCUGUUCCGACUUCUGAGAGGCGGAGUAAACUUGUCCUCAUAUUUAUUCUCUUGUUUCUUGUUCGUUCUGUGGGUUUUCGUCUUCUAGUAACACUACUAAUGACUGUCUGAACCUUUUGUUACCAUUGGAUGGAGUACGACAGUUCAAAAGAAUCAAGUAUACGCCAAUAAUAGGUAAUCAACUUCAACUGGCCCCUGCUUGCGUUGACACGUUUGGUCAAAACGUUGUUGGACGCCAACCACGGAGAAACCACACCAAAUGAUUGGGAAAGCAAACCCAUUUUUGGUUGGGAAAACAAGCAAAGAAAAAGGACUUUGAUGGAGAUGAUCCCAGUUCUUAUUAAUGAAGGCUGCCUCAAUCCGAGAAUCAUCCCUGCAACAACGAGAUGAUAAUGAAAAAGAAAAUCGGACUCUUAAGAGCACUGAUGGAUUAUAAUGAUGAUUAAUACGUAAACCAGGUGAUCUGAGGACAAUCUGUUGAGCAUUUCAAAGGGUCAACAUCUUUUAACCUUAGCUUAAAGUAAGUCAGAUAUAGUUUUUCCUGUAUUGGCCACAUACAGGCCGACUUGUGAUGUUUGACCCUCUCGUGUUUUAAACUUGCAAUACAUUACAUUUAGAUAUUGGCAUAUCGCAUAGCAGAGGGUCAAUAACUUGAAAGUGGUUACAUCUUGUUAUUACUGAGGAUGUGUGUGGAUCAGGAUAUUUUGCAAAGUACCUAAUUCACACAUAUUUCCAUCAGUCAACGGUUAAAGGUAUCAUGUGUAUUUGCAUUUACAGCCACCAAACGAAAAAGCCUUUCUGCAAACUCCAACUCACAAUCAUUGUGUUACUCAACACAAUAAUAUUUGCAGCCGCAUGUAUUCAUCCCAUCUCCUGUUAAUAUGUUAUCAUUAGCUCAAUGAUGUUAGCAUCUCAGCCUUUUUUUAACCAGAGGGCUCGAGGACAACUUCAAUACAGGACGCUCUCUUGUUUUUCGAAAGUCUUCAAAAACUCUUACAGGGGGUUUAUUAUUUGGAAUAGGUCAUCAUUGUCGAAUGACUGUAGCACCUAUGACUCACUAUUGCGUAUAUUUCUUUCUUAAAUAUUGGUGUAUUUUUUUUUACUUAUUGAGAUCUACCUAUAUAAUUUGUUUUAAACACUGGAGUCUUACAGUUGUGCGACAGAUUGUGGCGUGCAAGUCUUUAGAGAGAUGGAAUGGUGAAAGAGGAGGGUCUAACCGAAUAACCCGUCUUGUUGCCGUUCUUAUUUAUUGAAUCUUUCCGAUGUCUGUGUCCGAUUUCUUUACAAAUUCUGCAUAUGAAAUGUGGUUUGACACACAUAUAUAUAUAUGAAAAAAUAUAUAUAUAUUAUAUAUAUAUAGUUUAUAUUUGUAAGUUCAUCAGAUCAUUUUCCAAAGGGAUCAUAAUCAUUGACAUGCCAGUGCAAGUGCAACGUAAAGCUUAAAUUUCAAUCCCGUGUCAAUUAGUAUGUAUUGUGCCAUUUUGUUUCCCACUGCAUUUAUAUGUGUGUGUAUGUGUGUGUGUGUGUGUGUGUGUGUGUGUGUGUGUGUGUGUGUGUGUGUGUGUGUGUGUGUGUGUGUGUGUGUGUAUGUGUGUGUGUGUGUGUGUGUGUGUGUGUGUGUGUGUGUGUGUGUGUGUGUGUGUGUGUGUGUGUGUGUGUGUGUGUGUGCGUGCGUGCGCGGAGGCAGACUGAUACAUGCACAUGGUGUACUUCAAGAGGCAUGCAACAACCCCUACAGGAGGAUUUCAAUCAUGUGAUCUGAAGUUUCACAAAAUAAAUACAAGCCUGCCAUCUUGGGACUUCAUGAGCAGCAAUUGUAGAAUAACCAAGCAACCAGUCGUUAUUAUUCAUAAUAUAAUGGUGGAAAGCACCAAGAUGGCAGCUUGGAAUGUGUGUGACAUCAUGUGGAACCCUCCUAUUGCUCACUCAGCUCUCCUGACCUUUUAUCCCUUCAAAUAAAAAAGGCGGGAAACUAUACAGAACGGGUCCCAUAUUUAUAGGAGCAGUGCAGCUUCCCCUCCUGACUGUGGUUUGAUUUGACAACAUGGACAGAAACACUACGACGACGAGGCCACUGAGACGGGCGUGCCAAGUAAUUCUAAAACAAGACAGAGAGAGAGUGGGCAGUUCCUUUCCUGGCUCUCUCUCUUGCUCUCCAGCUCAAUCUCUCUCCCUUUGUGUUUAUUUUUUGCCCUGAAACAAUUGCGUCCCUUUUGAAUGUUUGGGAAGAGAAUAGAAAAGAGGGACAGAGAGAAGGAAAGGGAGGGAGAACGAAGGAGAGACCUUGGGGGAGUGAUAUUUUUUAACGUAAGAAAUACAAUCACGAUCAGUUGGUGCAAUUGGAGCUCCAAAAGGCACCACAAACUGAAUUCCAUGAUAUGUUUUACCUUUUCAUAUGAUAUUGUUCGAGGAUGCGGUAUAUAAAUGAUAUUCCAUCUUAAAAAAGAAAUGAAAAAUUUGUCAUAAUUCUGUUUCUUUGUGCUGUCCUAAACCAGAUGGGCAUUUAUUAUUAAGUUAUUGAAAAAAAAACAAGGCUUGUAUGUUUCAUGCCAACUUACAACUGUUAUUGAUGAUUGUCUGAUUGAUUCUUUAAUGUGUCCAAAGGAAAGGGAUGUUUUGUGAUAAUAUUGCUAUCUAAUGCUAUUUUGAGAUAAGUAUAAAAAACAAAUGUGCCAAAUUGAA